AUGGCUUUAUCAGAACCCAGGGCGCAUUGCGCCAGCUCUAUCACGUGGACAGCAAGGUCGCGAGAGACGGCCAGACUGAGAGCGUCCUCCGCUGCGAAACCGUUGCUGGCGCGUGCGGCUAGCCUUUUGAGACGUGUCGAGAGUUUGCGCCCACUACUGGAUGUGUCGCGCCGCGAGGAACCUCCACAGCCUGCCGGACGGGUUCCACGAAAACUUCAGAGUCGGACCAUCCGGGCGGCUCUCGAUAUCGGUCGUCGCAAGGGGUUUUGCGGCGGAGACGUUGGAGAAGACGCCGGGCCAGAUUUCGGGCAGAUAAUCAGCGUCAUGGCCGACGGAGGCUCGGCCAUGCUCCGUCUCGCGACCCGGCUCUCAUGUGUCUUGAGGACAUUGGGCAACUCCAUCACCGACCUGUUGCGCCUCGUCUCCACCGGCCAGGAGAACGGAACGGCAGCCCGCUCCGCGCCGACAGGGGCUCGCGCGGGUUCGAUCGUUACUGUUGAUUUUUGUACCGCUCUGCUGGCAGCCAGCUGGACCGCCAAGCUACUCGGCCACGAUGCUAUGAUGGCGAUGCACUAUUGGAGCAUUGGCAUGGACCGGGUGUGCCGCAACGCCGAAGCGUGCCGGACCGGGCACGGACUCGAGGGGUGGGGAGCCUUUUUCGACGGCAUCGGCGAUGGCGUGUACGGUGGCCAGGACUCGUUUGGCUAUGCGUCGUGUUUCUGGGGGUCGAUGCUCGGUUUGAGGUGA
This is a messenger RNA of Verticillium dahliae VdLs.17, 747 nucleotides long. RefSeq lists its product as uncharacterized. The record is from RefSeq and is a predicted model, not a curated record. The transcript has a single exon. Bases 1 to 747 code for a protein of 248 amino acids. Lineage: Eukaryota; Fungi; Ascomycota; Sordariomycetes; Glomerellales; Plectosphaerellaceae.